CGCGCAAGCCAGUCGCGCGCCGACCGCCGAUGAGGCAACACGCGCAAACGAAGACCGUUUGUUACGGACACCCGUGUUAACACAUUCGCUGUGAUUUGUUUUGAGUGUGACGUCACUUGUGAAGUGCACCCGGUCGGGACGUUUUUUUUUUUAAGUUGUGUAGUUCAUGUGCAUAAUGAGGUUGUACUCUGCGUUAUGAAUGGACUGGAACGCUGCUUUUUCGAUCAACGCACUUGACAGUACGUGACCGCGGUUUGUUCUGCUUUUCAUUUGGAGAGACGAGCUGACGGUUAAACUGAUGAAAAGCGGCUAUCGGGGUCUACAAGGCCUGGGCCGACUGCACCCGUACGGCUCGGGCAGCGGUUCCAGUAGCGACAGCGGUCGGCAUCGCACCCGGAGCCGCGGCCUCUCGGACUCGCCCACAGCGCCCACCACGCCAACGUCGGCCUCCGAUAACGCUUCGGACGCGACUCUGACGGACUCGGAGCUGCCUCUAGCAAGAGACUCAACACUUCUCGUGCAGAACGGUAUGCUGAGAUCUACAUACGACCGGCCUGAUCACGAACGUUGUCUUCUUGAAGGUUCCCGGCUACCGCCCGAUGUGCCACCCAGAAACCCGACCAUAUCUCGGCUGAACGGCCGCAUAACGGGCAACCCCGCCGACCUCGCUGACUUCGAACCGUCGUGUUUGGUCCGCACACCUUCGGGAAACUUCUACGUGCCUUCAGGAGACAUCCAAAAAAAUCCUUCAAUGGAUUACAAGUCGAAUUCGUCGUGCAGCAGUCCGGGGAAACAAGACAAAAACACCCUGGAGAGGAUGGAUCGGGGCGACCGGGCCCAUCCCGCGUUCGGAGCCCCGGUGCCCGUGCUGCCUGUGAGGAACAACCUCAGGGCCACCCACUUCCCUCCGACCGCUUCCAGGUUCCACUUCAGGAAGGGCCUCUCUUCACGGUGCUCGUGGAAAUGCACCGCUAUCGUCUUUAUAAUACUCUUCGUUCUACUUUUAGCGAUCGCUUCUUAUAUGUCAGCAUCUUACUUCGUCAACUGGUCAUAUCAAAACUCGAAAGCGUGCACAGUUAUAGUUGGCGAAUCGACGGAGAUGUUCUCGGCUUCGAAAGCGACCACUCUCGAAGCGAGCAACAAAUCUCUCGCGAGACCUCAUCAGGGCUCGUCCUCGUCGAACUUAGGUAACGAGCAAAACCAUUCCCGACACCGUAGGAGCGUAGAUGUAGAAGGGCAUGCUUCUGUACAACCUAUCUCUACUAUGGAUCUUUCCACUGCUGUAAAUAGUGUGCAUGAUAUCUCUCCGCCUUCCACUGUUAGCUUGCCGCAUGGUGUGACGUCGACCACUUCCGCUCAAGUAAGUGAAGAAAAUGGGGAUGCUAAUGCUUUUGUGUCUGCUAAUACCGGUGAUCUAACCAAGGGAUCGCUUACAACGCGUGACGACGAUAAAAUAACAACGGUACCUAGUUCGACUGUAAGAGUUACAAGUGCUAUUAAUUUGAAUGAAAAUUUUGAUAAUGCUGAUGAUGUAACAGACAAAACUAAACCAUUACAUGUUAACCGACUAAUUGAAAUUCCGGUUUUCGAAAAAUCCACUAUGGCAACAAAAAGAGAACAAGAGGAUAUUGCUUACGAUCCAGACGACAUGCAAGGGGACGCUUUCCCGUCUAUAUACGCAUACGGUAAUCAAAAGCGUCAAUACCUUAAAAUUUUAGAGAGACUAAGAGAGGCGUAUCAAAAAAUUCAUAUCUACAACGAUACGGUGAAAAUUGACAAGAAUUUAGAUAAAUUUCAUUAUGAUAGUGACAAUAAUGACAAAAUUGACGCUGUUCCUAGAACAACAUCAACUGUAAAAGUAAUAGCUGAUACUGAAACACCUGAAAUGAUUCAAACUAAAACAAGUACAGAAACAUCUUUAACCAGUGAAAUAACCGUUAAGACUCCAGUAAUAACUACACCAAUAGUUAGGGCUAUCACGCAGAAUGAAUUUAAUUCACCCGAGUUUGUCACUACUACACCAGCACCAAGUGUUUUUACUACCAAUAACCUUAUCACAACCACAACAACAGCCACGCAGGAAGCGUCGGAUGAAAAUGUAACACCGACUGUAAAUAUUGCUGAAGCGAGAACCUCGGAUGUGACUAAUCCUAAACGCGUUUUAAUUAAUCUAACAAUAUCAGCUGAUGACGCCGAUUCGUCCUAUAAACCGCUUUAUUCAUUGACAGUAACAGUUCCAACUGUAGGAGCCCCGAAUGAGUUACCUACGGUCAAAAUUACUCCAAUGGACGUUGAGCCAACGCAGUCCAUGAAAUUCGAUAAACCUGUUGUACUAGAUGGAAUAAGUAAUCAGGUUAACACAACAACUGAAGUACCAAAAGUCGCUACGCCUGAGAACACUGAAGAUUGGGGUGGAAUCUGUGAAUGUUCUUGCCCGAUUUGUGGCUCUAACAACACAGAUGAUUUUUAUGAUGAUUACACAGACAAAUCUAGUACAACGGAAAGUAUUCCAGCUUCAACUGAGGGUGUAGAUAGUACACCGAUAGAAACAACGACAGAAAAUGAACCAAUUGAAAGCAAAACAGGAACAAAUCCGGAAACAACCACAGAAACUCUAUCAACGACUGACCUCAUUGAUACAGACUCUACAAUGGAACCGACAACAUAUCCUGAAGCUUCGACCACAGAAGUCACACAAUGUGUCUGCCCAAAAGUUAAUCCUCCCAUUAUUCUAAUAUUAGAAGGUGGGCGGACCUUUCCUGCUCAGUCGUUCCCGCCAGACGGAACGACAUUCAAACAAAUAACUUUAGGCGAAAAAUUAUCAAAAGAAAUCCCUCCAUAUAGUUAUUGGAACAUGCAGUUCUAUCAAUCACAGUCUUCGUACGUGAAUUUCGACUACUUGAUACCGCGUGGCGCGUCGAUUGGUGUUUAUGCGAGGCGAAACGCGUUGCCAACGCACACUCAGUAUAACUUCUUAGAGGUCCUGACCGGAUUCAAGGCUCGGACUACGAGGGCCUCGUAUCCAUCCGUAAAGAAAGAGGUAACCCAUUACAUGGAACAAGGACCCUGGUUCCUUUCUUUGUACAACGAUGACGGCGAUCCUCAGGAGAUCUCGUUCGUUGCAUUGGUAGCUGAAGAAAUGACACACAACUGUCCUAAUGGAUGCUCUGGAAAAGGAGAGUGCCUGAUGGGCCAUUGUCAAUGUCAGCCCGGCUUCGGAGGCGACGAUUGCAGCAAAAGUGUGUGCCCUGUCCUCUGCAGCCAACGUGGCGAGUACAUCAACGGCGAAUGUCAAUGCAACCCGGGCUGGAAAGGGAAGGAAUGCUCACUGAGACACGACGAAUGCGAGGUACCGGACUGCAACGGGCACGGACAUUGCGUCAACGGAAAGUGCUCCUGUGUCAGAGGAUACAAGGGCAAGUUCUGCGGCGAGAUCGACUGUCCCCACCCGACGUGCUCGGGUCACGGGUUUUGCAUCGAAGGAACCUGCGUCUGUAAGAAAGGAUGGAAAGGAGCCGAUUGCGGGACUAUGGAUAAAGACGCUUUGCAGUGCUUGCCGGAUUGUUCGGGACACGGAACCUUUGACGUAGAUACACAGACUUGCUCUUGUCACGCUAAGUGGUCCGGGGAGGACUGCUCUAAAGAAGUGUGUUCGUUGGAAUGCGGUCCGCACGGGCGCUGCGUUGGGGAGUCGUGCUCAUGCGCCGCGGGCUGGUCGGGCGAGUUCUGCUCGGUGCGGCUGUGCGACGCGCGCUGCGCUGAACACGGACAGUGCAAGAACGGCACCUGCCUGUGCGUGUCGGGAUGGAACGGACGACACUGCACGCUGGAAGGGUGUCCGCGCAGCUGCGCCGGCCACGGACAGUGCCGCGUGGACAACGACGGCCGCUGGGAGUGCAAGUGCUUCGACGGCUGGGACGGCCCGGACUGCACCACGCUCAAAGAACAGAUCUGCGACGACUCCAGGGAUAAUGAUAAAGACGGACUAGUGGACUGCGAAGAUCCAGAGUGCUGUCAGAGUCCAGCCUGCAAGAGCAGUCAGCUCUGCGUGUCGUCACCCAAACCCACAGACAUUUUGCUCCGGAAGCAGCCGCCCGCCAUAACCGCGUCGUUCUUCGAGCGAAUGAAAUUCCUCAUAGACGAGGGUAGUUUGCAAAAUUACGCGAAACAAGAGACGUUCAACGAAAGUCGCUCAGCGGUGAUCCGUGGUCGUGUGAUCACGACCUUGGGUUCUGGAUUAGUCGGAGUCAGGGUCUCCACGUCUACUCCUUUGGAAGGCUUCACUCUGACGAGGGAGGACGGUUGGUUCGACCUCCUGGUCAAUGGAGGCGGAGCUGUGACCUUGCACUUUGGUAGAUCGCCGUUCAAAAGGUCCACACAAGUGGUCUUCGUGCCGUGGAAUGAAGUGGUGAUCAUCGAAGAAGUGGUUAUGACCACAGCUGACGAGAAGACUGGCAUGGGACCUCCUCAGGCGUGUUUGGCUCACGACUACGAUAUGAUGAAGCCCGUUGUUCUUGCCACGUGGAAACAUGGGUUCCAGGGCGCUUGUCCAGAUAAAAGCGCUAUACUGGCCGAAUCACAGGUGGUCCAGGAAAGUCUGCAGAUACCAGGAACUGGCUUAAACCUGGUAUAUCACAGCUCUCGCGCAGCCGGCUAUCUCUCCACCAUACAACUUCAGCUCACCCCCGAGAUAGUUCCACCGACUCUAGCCCUUAUCCACCUCCGCAUUACCAUCGAGGGGAUUCUCUUCGAGAAGACUUUUGAAGCGGAUCCGAUAAUAAAAUUCACUUACUCGUGGAAUCGUCUUAAUGUGUACCGUCAAAGAGUGUACGGAGUGACCACGGCUCUGGUCAAAGUCGGUUAUCAGUACACGGACUGCAAGGACAUCAUAUGGAACGUGCAGACGACAAAGUUGAGCGGCCACGAUAUGAGCAUAUCUGAUGUUGGUGGCUGGAACCUGGAUAUACAUCAUAGAUACAAUUUCCAUGAAGGUAUACUCCAAAAAGGCGACGGCACCAACAUCUACCUGAAGCACAAGCCUCGUCUCAUCAUCACCACAAUGGGAGACGGCCGCCAGCGUAAGCUUGAGUGCGGAUCCGAAUGCAUCGGGCCGGCCACUAAACAGAGACUGCUGGCUCCGGUCGCGCUUGCCGCCGCUCCUGACGGGUCCAUCUUUGUCGGAGACUUCAACCUGGUCAGGAAGAUCAAUACCGAUGGCACCGUGCGAACUCUGGUCAAAUUGAACGCCACUCGUGUUUCUUACCGCUACCACAUGGCGCUCUCACCGCUGGACGGGACGCUUUACAUCUCCGAUCCUGAAUCACACCAGAUCAUCAAGGUCCACAACACCGAAGACUUCAGCGAUCCAGAACAUAACUGGGAAACCGUAGUCGGGUCUGGUGAAAGGUGCCUUCCUGGGGAUGAAGCUCACUGCGGAGACGGUGCAUUGGCUAGGGACGCCAAGCUCGCUUACCCCAAAGGCGUGGCCGUUUCAGUGGACAACGUCGUUUACUUCGCAGAUGGCACCAACAUCCGUAUGGUAGACCGCGACGGAAUCAUCACAACUGUAAUCGGAAACCACAUGCAUAGGGCGCACUGGAAACCGAUCCCUUGUGAGGGGACUCUGAGUGUUGAAGAAGUUCACUUGCGCUGGCCAACGGAACUAGCCAUCAAUCCUUUAGACAACAGCUUGCACAUAAUAGAUGACCACAUGAUAUUGCAAAUGGCACCUGAUGGGAGAGUCAAAGUGAUCGCUGGACGACCGUUGCACUGUCCCGCACCAGUAAGCGGGUACGACAUGGAACUGGCUACAUACGCCACAUUGGUGAUGCCUCAAAGCAUAGCAUUCGGAGCGGCAGGGGAUUUGUACGUCGCAGAAAGUGACUCCCAGAGAAUCAACAGAGUUAGACUUAUCACCACUGAUGGCAAAAUAUCUUUGUACGCCGGAGCCGAGUCUAAAUGUAAUUGCUUAGAAAGAGGCUGCGACUGCUUCGAAGCCGAUCAUUUCUUAGCGUCCAAUUCAAAAUUCAAUACUAUCUCAGCUGUGGUUGUCAGUCCGGAUGGUAUUGUCCACAUUGCCGAUCAGGCCAAUUACAGGAUUCGGUCAGUGAUGGCGAGUAUUCCUGAUGCUAGCGGAACAAGAGAAUACGAAAUAUACUCACCGGAUACGCAAGAAAUAUACAUAUUUAACAGAUUCGGUCAGCACGUGAUGACCAAAAACAUUCUGACGGGAGAAGACAACUACGUAUUCACGUAUACCGUAAACACGAGGAACGGUAAGCUGAGUACUGUCACGGACGCCGCCGGGAACAAAGUGUUCUUGCUUCGAGAUUAUUCCAGCCUCGUUAAUUCGAUCGAAAAUACGAAAGGUCAAAAAUGCAGACUCAAAAUGUCCCGGAUGAAAAUGCUCCAAGAACUCCGCACCCCGGAUAACUUUAAUGUUACAUUCGACUAUCAUCGCACAACCGGGCUUCUCAAAUCCAAAUACGACAGCACUGGACGCAGCUACAUCUACAACUACGAUGAGUUCGGUAGACUGACGUCGGCUGUGACGCCGACCGGUAGAAUCAUAAACCUGACCUUCGAUCUCGGACUCAAAGGCGCGAUUGUUCGUGUGAGUGAAAAUAACAGAAAACCAGUCUCCAUAUUAAUCAAGGGAUCCUCUGUGAAUACCAAAAUCGGGGAAGCAGAAAAGAAAACGAUAAUUUCAACUGACGGUAGCAUUUCUUCCAGCAUGCCUUGGGGACAUGUUAUCUCAACUGAUACUGUUCCUUACACAAUUUUAGCUGAAAUCGACCCAAUAUUAGGAGAGAGCUAUCCAGUACCGGCUAAACAAAGGACUGAAGUCGGCGGCGACUUGGCUAACCGAUUCGAAUGGCGCUACUUCUUGCGAAGACUGAUGUCAAGCAAAGGAAAGAGCAGCAAGGCCGUCGCUCAGAUUGGCCGUAAGCUGAGAGUGAACGGUGAGAACCUACUCACGCUUGAGUACGACAGAGAUACCUCUACAGUCGCAGUUUUCAUGGACGAUAAGUACGAACUCCUGAAUGUGACUUACGACCGAACCGCCAGACCAGUUAAAUGGGGCCCAAGAAGUGGCAUAUUCUCUGAAGUGGAAUUAGAAUACGAUAGAUUCAAUAGAUUAACCCGUUGGAGCUGGGGCGAUUUGAACGAAACCUAUGGAUUUGAUAGAGCGGGAAGAUUACACGAGAUAAGAUAUGGCGAUGGUUCUUCAUUGGCUUACUCAUUUAGAGAUAUGUUCACUAGUCUUCCGUUGAAAGUCACCACACCAAGAGGAAGCGAUUACCUUUUGGAUUACGAUGAUUCUGGCGCACUGCAAAAUCUCACCACUCCACGGGGCCAUAUUCACACUUUCGCUCUCAUGACAUCACUCGGCUAUUUCAAGUACCAGUAUUUCUCUCCGAUGAACAGGCACCCAUACGAAAUAUUUUACAAUGAUGACGGACAUAUCCUCUCGAAGAUAUUCCCUCAUCAAUCCGGGAAAAUCCUUUACGUAUACGACGGCACCGGUAAACUGGAAACCGUCCUAGCUGGAGCCUCCGCUAUUCGCUACGUGUACCACGACAAUACGCACCUAGUCAAAAACGUCGAGAUCUCCGAUCCAGAUUACGACUUGAAACAAGAUUACAAAUACCACGCAGGAAUACUGAAAGACGCGAAAAUGAAAUUCAAUUCAAAAAGCGGCCUCAAUAACGCACACUUCAAGUAUCAAUACGAUGGUAACGCUAGGCUUUCCACAAUUGAUGUCAACAUCAAUAGCAAGGAAAUGCCGCAGCUGAGGCUGAAAUACAAUCAAAACCUCGGCAGCCUUGAGGCGGUCAGCGACCUGAGGAUCUACAGGAACACGUUCAAUCGCACCGUCAUGCAAGACACCAGUAAACAGUUCUUCACUAUUACCGACUACGAUGACCACGGCAGAAUAAAAACAUUUUUAAUUAACAUCAAAGCUUUUGACGUCUUCCGCUUAGAACUAGAAUACGACGCGAGAAAUCGAAUCAAAACGAAGAAGCUCAUGAUCGGCGACACCGCCUUCAGCGAACGAAUAAGCUACAACUACGACGGGCAUCUGAUGGAAGUGGUCGGCUCGGAGGACGACCUUAAAUACAACUACGACGAGAACGGCAACGUCAUUGGCAUUAUCGAGCACGGCGAGAAACGUUAUCUCGGCUACGACAUCGGCGACCGAGUCGUUCAGUACGGCGACGUCGAGUUCAGCAGCUACGACGGCCGCGGCUUCGUCGUGAGGCGCGGGGAGCAGAAGUACCGAUAUAACUCGCGAGGCCAGUUCGUACACGCGUUCGAGAGAGACAAGUUCCAAACGUGGUACUACUACGACGACAGGAGCCGGCUAGUCGCGUGGAAGGACGACAAAAACAACAUAACGCAGUUCUUCUACGCCAACCCCCAAACGCCCACCCUGAUUACGCACAUGCACCAUCCUAAAACGGAAAAGACCGUCAGACUACUGUACGAUCAGAGAGACUUCCUAACGUGCAUCGAAACAGAAGAACAAAGGUUCUACGUAGCUACAGACCACAAUGGAUCGCCUCUAGCCGUGUUUGAUGUAAAGGGCGAUAUUGUAAAAGAAAUAAAGCGGAGUCCGUUCGGAAAGAUCAUCAAGGACUCCAACCCUAGUUUCUACGUACCUGUAGAUUUCCACGGCGGCAUAUUUGACUAUAACACCAACUUGAUAUAUUUGGAGAACAGACUUUACGAUCCCGUAGUGGGACAGUGGAUGACGCCCAGCUGGGAACACCUGGCCACGAAACUGAGUCUCCCAACAGACAUAUUCAUAUAUAGAUUCAAGAACAACGAUCCAAUCAACAAACAGCAGAACGUUCCGUACAUGACCAGCCUGAAUAGCUGGCUGCAACUCUACGGGUACGAUCUCAAUAAAAUGAUGGGAUCUAAAUACAUCAACGAUAUGAUAUUCCAGCCGAUGACGUCAGUGACUGCGGCGCAAUUGGCACCCGAUUUCGGUGUGAUGUCCGGACUACAAUGUAUCAUUGAAAAGGUCAACGACAAGCUUUCCGACAUAGAAUUCGUACCAACACCCUUACUCAAGAUGGAGCCCAUCACGAGAAACCUUCUGCCGCGAGUCUCGUACAAGCGUGGCGUAUUUGGCGAAGGCGUUCUCAUCUCGAGGGUCGACGGCAGAGCGUUUAUAAGCGUCGCGGACGGAGCCAACAGCGUCGUCGAAGACGUUAUCACGACUGUCUUCAACAACUCUUACUUCCUGGAUGUGCACUUCAGUAUCCACGACCAGGACGUCUUCUAUUUCGUGAAGGAUAAUUCACUUAAGAUCCGGGAUGACAUGGAGGAACUGAGGCGGCUGUCGGGGAAAUUCAACGUGUCUCAAGACGAAACUAACGACCAGGGACUAGAGGUCCGGGUUCACGCUGUGGGUAAGGGCUCUGCUCAAGCUGUCAUAGUACUCCGUUACGGAGUCGACCCGGCCCAAGAGCGAAUCAAAUUACUGAAGCACGCUCACAAACGUGCCGCUACCAGGGCUUGGGAGAGGGAGAAAGCUCUCGUGGCGGCCGGCUGGGAAGGGCGGGGCUCCUGGACCGAGGAAGAGAAGGAGGAACUCAUUUCUCACGGUAUCGUAGACGGCUGGGCAGCGAGAGACGUCCAUUCCAUAUCGAAGUACCCGCAGCUCGCCGACGAUCCGGCCAACAUUGUCUUCGUGCGCGACGGGAGAAGGAAACGAAGAAAGAGUGGCCGCUCUCGUCACCGCUCGUGACUUCCUAAAGCCUACGUCAAACGACGCCAUCUUGAAUUGAAAAACUGAAACUAGCCCCUUGACUGGGUUCAGUGUGCUUAGUGCGAGUUUUUUAACGCUCUCGAUAGCGUAAAAGUUAGCUCUUAUUUGUAUGAAAUGGGAUCGUUUGUGUACGUUUGCCGCUAGGGGCGCUAUCCAAUUGCAUACAAAAUUGGCUUAACUUUUACGCUAUCGAGAACGUUAAACAACUCGCACUAAGCACACAGUUCUUCAAAAGUUAUUAUUAUUUUUGUAUUUCGCGUGUGUCGGAAGGGAACGAGGUAGAGACUUCAAAGUUUGAGAUAGGAUAUUAAAACGACUGUAGGACUGAGUGUUGUGAGAGAGGUUAGGGUUACGAAACGAUACGGUUGGCCGAGCGAACGAUACGAUGCGUCAUUUCGCUUAACGUAUUUAGGCGCGUAAAUACUUUAGCUUGUUUUUUUCAUCUCAUCGUACUGGAGCAGAAUCUCGAGACAACAGACUACAGGGUACCGAGUCAUAAAUAAAAUAAAACAUAAAAAACGAACAAACCGAACAUAAUAAUACACAAAUGAAAACGUUAAUACUCAAAUCGAUCACAAUUCGUUUUAUCUCAUCGAUGAUAUUAUUUUAAUUAAACCCCUAAUUAAUUUAGAAUAUUGUUAAUCCCAUAAUACAUCACGUAGUUUUUAAUUUAUCACAUGUAUUCCUAUCACGUUUUAGCCAAAUAUUUCGUUCUAUCCAUACUAUUUAGGUGUUUGUAAAUAGUAUUAAAGAAUAUUUUAUUCUUGUAGUCGUUCCUUUAUAGACCUAAGGUCAUUUUUACUUCGCAAUACUAUGGAAUCUAUUAAGCAAUAAUCUUUAUAUCUUUUAUAAUAUAAUCCAAUGAAUUAUUUUAUUAUUAUUUUUCAAUUUAAAUUAUUUAAUGCUCUAUGCUUGAAAGGAAUAAGGUCGAUAUUUCGACGAGCCAACUCUCAUAUCUUACUUAGCUUUGUUUCUUUCAGUAGUUCUCACUAGCCCCACUGUAGAUCUGCCUCUAAAUUAUUAAUGUAUAGAAAUUGUAUUUAAACGUACAGAGAACGGUAAUACGUACAUUCAGCAUGUGUUGUGCAAUAAUCGAAAGGUAGGCUACUAAAUAACUGUUUAGGCGUCUUCUCGCUGGCUUCAAACAUUCUUAGAGACUGAACCCUUUAGUUUUGGUUCUCAUUUAAGGCACUGCGUAAAUUUCUAAACCUUAAGCAGCCCACAAACGAUCCGCUGAACAGGUCAGAUCAGACUGACACUUUUCAUCAGCCGUCCUCAAUAUACUUCACCCCUCGCGUGUUACUUAUCUACCGUUGAAGCUUAUGAAAAUAAAUAAAUAAAACAAUUUAAAAAGUUUACGUGGUGGUCAACAUUCUGUUUAUUCCCAAAAAGAAAAGCCAGCGAGAUGAUUUUUGUAAUUUUUAAUGUAGAAUUAUUUUAUAGUAUAUGUCCAUGAAUGUGUCUCAUUUGUAUUGUGGUGUCUAAUCUGUGUUAGUGGUACUAAUUAACUGCUAGGUGACUGAGUGAAUAAUGAUGGAUGAUAUUUUUACAUAUGGAGUGAAACUUUAGACAGAAUCAGUACCAAAAUGUUUUAACAAAACUCUUUUGAAUUUCGCUAUUUUCCCUUUUUUUUUUAAUAGUAACUUUUUUUUGUUCUUUUGUAAUGAAAUUAGUCAUUAUCCUUUUUGUUUACUUAAUAUUUUGGACUGAUUUUAUCUAAAGUUACGGUGUCGGAAUAGAAAUACAGCUGUGGUUGCUCCUGGGUCCGCCGGUGCGGGCGGAUUCAUGCGAUGGUGAUAUUUUUGCAAAAUGUGACUAAACGAAGCAAUACUUUGUAAUAAUAAAUACGUCUUAAACUUUAUUUAGGUAUUUAAUUAAGGUGUAUUUUUAAUUUUUAAAUAUAUAAUAAUUAUUAUUGAAUAUAUUAUCUAUUGUGAAUGUAGUUAUUGAUUUCGCGGUGAUAUAUAAAAAAAAAACAGUAUAGUUAUCUUUUUUAAUGGUGUAUAAAGAAUUCUAAUUUGUAAAUAGGUACUUAAUUAUUGUAUUGUAAUCUGUAAAAAAAAUUGUACAUAUCUCUUACGCUUGAAUUAUUUAUAAUGUAAAAUCCGUGUAAGUUAUGAUAUUGUUUUAGUUUUUUAGAUUUACGUCGAAAUGUAAUAUAAAUAUCGUGCGAUAUUUGAGUAAUGUAGCAAUAAACGGAGUGGCUACCUACCAUAUGGAUAUUAUCAAAUUUGAAAGAACUUUUAAACCAAUUUUAUACAAAUAUAUACGGUCUUUUUUUUAUUCACAUCCGAAAUAAAAUCUUUGAUUCCUGGUGAUUUAAUAACCAAUUUUAUUAUGAUUCUCAAGCCACAUGCUAAGAAGUCGAUACUCGAACUCGACGAUAGUAGAUUAACCGACCACAAUCAAAAUGGAAAACACCAAAACAGAAUAUCUUAUUUUUAAUGGUCGGUUAAUCGACGCCACUACAAAUAAGUCGUAGAAUACGCAAUAGACUGUACGGCCACACUAUUAAAAACCAUAGACAACUUUAGAAUUAUUUAGGACGCUUUAUAGAGCUUCACACUGCCAGUUUUACUUGACAGUCACAAAAUUUGACAGAAUCAGAUUGUCAGACGCAAAUGUCAAAUUACAUCUAUGAUUUUUAAACAAAUUUCAAUGCAUUAGAAACUUGAAACGUCAAGUAAAAAUGACAGUGUGGAAUCAGUUGCGAUUUUGACAGUUUUAAAGAUUUAGUGAUGGUUCCCUCUUGAGCUUUGACAUUUGUUGAUACGAACAGAAAUAAAUUAAAUUGAUUUGAUGAUAUGUUUACCUAGAACAUACAAAUAGAAGUGUAAGCGUAAAAGAAUUUAAAAUUUAUUAAAUGUAUAAUGAAAUCUUAUCAUACAAUAAUCCAUCCAUUCAUAAAGUACAUUUACUAUUUAGUUUAUUCACCCAAAUAGCUAUAUUCUUCUUCGUUACUUUCUUCAUUACAGUCGUUUCCCUGAAACUAAUAGUAAUAUAAAGAAUGUAAAUUUAUUUAUGAAAUUCAAUAAUUUUCAUUUUCAUUAAACUUAAAAUGCGAGCGGUAGAAAAAUUGUAGUGUAGAUUCGUUCCAAUUAACCCCAUUUGGGCCGUGACUUCAGUUCACCAGAUGGACAUCAAUGCCCAUUAAAAUUGAGUUCGAUUCCCUCACAAAUUAAAUACCUAAAGAAAAAAAAGUAUUCCCGUCACUCUGAAACACUAAUUCCAACACUAAUUCGGCAACAGAAGCGAGACAAAAACGAAACCAAUUCAAACACAAAAUUAACCUUUCAAUCUACACAAAUCCCAAUGUAGCUCUGAAACUCAAAUUACAAAUCAAAGCGCACAUUUUUCACGUUUUAUUUAAGCAUCUGUCAAUAUGUUCACUGUUUCGAUUCGUAUCAAUAAAACUUCAAUUUAAUUUAAUACUCUCUUGUAGAUAUAGAUCCCUCCUACUUCUGUAUGUGUAGAACGAUACAGUCCUCUGUAAUAGGGAUGGGUGCGCGUUCCGAAUGGCGAUGUAAGCAUGUACAAUAAAUAAAAAUAAUAGAAAGUAUUCUAAUGGAAUAUGUAAUAAAAAAACAUUAAAAAUACA
Messenger RNA from Bombyx mori (domestic silkworm), 13379 nucleotides. It is a transcript of the gene Ten-m, whose product is annotated as teneurin-m. Lineage: Eukaryota; Metazoa; Arthropoda; Insecta; Lepidoptera; Bombycidae. Gene Ontology annotation, biological process: motor neuron axon guidance. The record is from RefSeq and is a predicted model, not a curated record. The transcript is spliced from 19 exons. The coding region runs from base 299 to 9760 and encodes 3153 amino acids.